Molecule: messenger RNA, 486 nt
Organism: Peronospora matthiolae
Lineage: Eukaryota; Oomycota; Peronosporomycetes; Peronosporales; Peronosporaceae
Source: the annotation of a GenBank genome assembly
AUGAUGGAAGCAGGGCGACGUGGUACAAUCGGUCGGAAAACGUCAACUUUCAUGCAAGAGACUGUGAGCUACAAGUUUAAGGCACAAUUGUCACUACUAAUGAGCGACAUCUCGAGCACCGAGGUGCACUACGUGCGCUGCAUCAAACCCAAUUCGCAAAAGCGUCCCGACAUCUAUGAAAUUGACGCGGUCGUCAACCAGCUUCGCUGUGCAGGUGUCGUGGAAGCCAUUCGCAUUACACGCGCAGCAUUUCCGAAUAAGAUGGCACAUGAAAAGUUCCUUCGCCGUUUUGUAAUGAUGAGGAGCACAAAAACGCCCGCUUCCGUGUCUACGACUGUUACUGAGGCAUGCGAGUUGCUUGCUAAGGAACUACUUUGCAGUGAUGAUUUCGUUCGCAAGUGCGGCAACGAUGAACAACCCGAUACUCCAGAUUUUGUUGUCGGAAAAAGUCUGGUCUUUUUGGUAAAGAUGUGCUGGAGUUUCUAG